AACUCCAGCACCGCUGUGUUGGUGAGGAGGAUACGGGGCUAAACUCGGCAAAAGGGGCCUCGAUUGGAAUUCGUGUUAUGGAUACUUGGAGUAAAAGGGCCACGCUUUUCAGACUGGAUAUAUAAUAACCAACGUCGUUUUUUUUUCUUGAAGCUGAACGGUCGCAGAUUUUCGGGGACCCUGCAUCCCACAGUCAUGGAAUGCAUGCUAUUGUGGGGCCGAGGGGUUUUAAAUCUCGCCGUCCACUCUUCGCACCUCUGGGUUUGUUCGGUCAUUGUUCGUCGCUAGCUGAAAGUCCCAGACAUUUGGCCUUUCCUACACAGUAAAGGCUGUUCGAGACAAAGUAAACACUACAAACAAUUUGAGAAGACUUUAGGAGGACUCUCUUUCCUACCUCAGGGAGGUAACUGCACGUAUCACCACCGAGCUAACCAACUAAGAAAAAAGUGGUUGGAAAAUCAGUGACUUGUAAAGGUAUACCUGAUCAGGUUGUUUGUGAACAUGGAGACUGUGAUCGAAAAGGAAUGCAGUGCACUUGGAGGGCUUUUUCAGGCCAUAAUCGGCGACAUGAAGGGCAGCUACCCAGUCUGGGAGGACUUUGUUAACAAAGCUUCGAAGUUGCAAUCCCAGUUAAGAACCACCGUGGUGGCGACCGCAGCGUUCCUCGAUGCCUUCCAGAAGGUAGCCGACCUGGCGACCAGCUCUCGAGGGGCCACCCGGGACAUUGGAUCGGCGUUGACCCGGAUGUGCAUGCGGCACCGGAGCAUCGAGGCUCGGCUGAGACAGCUGUCAAUGGCCCUCAUCGACUGCCUCGUCAACCCUCUGCAGGACCAGAUUGAGGACUGGAAGAAAGGGGCCAACUCUCUGGAUAAAGACCACGCCAAAGAGUAUAAGAAGGCCAGACAGGAGAUCAAGAAGAAGUCAUCUGACACCCUGAAACUGCAGAAGAAAGCAAAGAAAGUGCUGUUUCCAGCUGAUGCCCUUGGUCGUGGUGAUCUGCAGCCCCAGCUGGACAGUGCUCUGCAGGAUGUGAGUGAUAAGUACCUGCUGCUGGAGGAGACGGAGAAGCAGGCGGUGAGGAAGGCCCUGGUGGAGGAGCGCACUCGCUUCUGCUCAUUCGUCUCCAUGCUCAGACCCGUGCUGGACGAGGAGGCGUGUUUGCUGGGGGAGAUCACUCACCUGCAGACUAUUGCUGAUGACCUCAAGUGUUUGACCAUUGACCCUCACAAGCUGCCCCCGGCCAGCGAACAGGUCCUGCAUGACUUGAAAGGCUCUGACUACAACUGGACGUACCACACCCCUCCGGCCUCCCCCAACAACGCCAUGUCCAGGAAGUCCAGCAUGUGCAGCAGUAGUCUGAACAGCGUGACCAGUAGUGACUCCAGUGGCCGCUCCAGCGGCUCCUAUGGCCACUCCCCCUCGCCGCACUACCGCUACCGCAGCUGCACGCUGCCGCCCCACGCCACCUCCGCCCGCCUGGCCUCCAUCUCAUCGCACGACUCCGGCUUCCUGUCGCACGACACCGGCCACCAUUCCAAGUCCCCCUCGCCCAUGCCUGCACCUGCAGACACCGGCACACAGCUGACCAAUGGUUUUGAUCACUACGGGCUUCCUGACUCCCUCUACCUGAACGGGUCGGGCCCCACCUCCUCCCUCACCGUCCCCAGCAUCAUCACCAAUGGCAACCACAGCAGCGGCAUCUACCCCUCCUCCUACCCUCCCCCAGCCUCCCCCUCCUCCUCUUCCUGCUCCUCCUCCUCGACCCUGCGCUCUUGGUCCAGGCCCAUCUCCGCCCUGGUGCCCGACUACCCCCACUACUGCACCCUGGGGGCCGGGGGCAUGCUGCCCUCCUCCAAGGUCCCCAGCUGGAAGGACUGGGCCAAGCCGGGCCCCUAUGACCAGCCCAUGGUGAACACCCUGCGCAGGAAGAAGGAGAGCGCGGAGGGCCCCCCGGCCCCGGCCCUGGCCCACGCCCCUGCUCCUGCCGCUGCCCCUGCUCUUGUCCAGCAGCAGAGGACACGUAGCGGCAGCUCCACUGAAGAUUCACCCAGAGCUCACAACACUCCCAUGCAUAAGCCUCAGCCUGUGGAGGAGUCUGACCCCCAUGCGGAGUUGUCCCUGGCCCUGUCCUGCGGCCUGCAGCUGGACCCCCAUCACCCCCACCCCCACUCUCUCCCCCACCCCCACCCCCAGGGCUCCAGCCGGGACUCUCUGCACUGCUCCAGUGGCUACAGCACGCAGACCAACACCCCCUGCUGCUCCGAGGACACCAUACCCUCACAGAUGUCAGACUACGACUACUUCUCGAUGGGCGGCGAGCCAGAGGAGGAGCAGCAGGACUUUGACAAGUCCAGCACGGUGCCGCGCAACAGCGACCUCACGCAGUCCUACCGCCGCAUGUUCCAGGCCAAACGCCCCGCCUCAACCGCCGGAGUCCCCUCAAGCCCCUCCCACCACGCCGGCCCCAACCACACCGGACCAAUCGCGGCCCACCACCACCACGGAUCCAACGCUCACGGGCCCGUCAUCAUCACGCCGGGCGUGGCCACCAUCCGCCGCACGCCCUCCACCAAGCCGUCGGGCCGGCGCGCCACCAUCUCGGCAGGGGAGAGGGGACCCAUCCCCAUCAAGACCCCCGUCAUCCCCCCGUCACUCAAGACGCCCGGCGCCAACACCACCACCAUGGGCCAUGACGGCCUGCCAAGCCUGUGCCUCAGCCAGGGGGGCACGAGCCCCGGCAAAGGCAUGGGCAUGUACGCGGGUAUGUACACGGGCAUGGGCAUGGAUGACGACGACCCGGCCAGCCCCGAGUCGCCGCUCUCGGGCGGGGAGGAGCUGGGCAUCCUGCCCGUGUCGUCGUGGAGCGGGCAGGCCUCCACCAACCCGCCCGUGGCCCUGGGUCAGGUGGGCAAGGUGGGACAGCAGAUGGGCGAGGUGAUGGUGGGGGUGGGGGUGGGGGGCAUGCUGGUGGAUGGGAUGGACUCCGGGCUGGACCCUCAGGGAGACACCAUGCUGAUGACUAUCCGCCGCGGCGUCAAGCUGAAGAGGACGCUGACCAACGACCGCUCCGCGCCGCGCAUCGCCUGAAGGGCUCGGUAGCCAUAGCAACAACAACAACAACAACAACAAAAGAAACACAUGCCCCUCUUUUAGGUGAUUGGCUGAGCAGACAGACACUGUGGGCUGCAGGACAGGAAACAAAACAUUAGCCUUUAAAGUGAGACUUAAGGAGUGGAAGUGUGGCUGGGUACUGUAUGUGUGUGCGUAUAUGGGGCACAGAGUGUUUCGGCAGAAAUGGGACAUUUGCCCUCAUGUGAAACUGAGCUGUGGAUGACAAGUAUGGCCUGACUGAGUACUGUAUGUGUUUGCGCAUAAUAUGGGGACAGAGUGUUUCGGCAGGAAUGGGGACAUUUGCCCCGAAGUGAAUCUUGAGUUAAGGGUGAGAAGAUGGUGCGAAUGUGUAUGUGUGUGCGCGAGCCUGGUGUUAUAGAAAGUUUAGGCAGCCAAUUCUGAAUGAAAGAAGGGUUGAGAGACCACCGUGUCCACUGUCCAUUCAAGAGACUACCAGUAAGGUGUGCUCACAGUCUGCUCUGUUAAGUCAAUGGCAAUCGGCAUGUAGUACGUACGAUAUGGCUGCCCUCUGCAAGGGAACUGUAAGGACAUUUUGGACCUGUCCCAUCCCAGAAGAGGAGAGCUUUGAAUAGGCCGGGAGGCCUGAAGAAACCCAGCUUGGGACCUGGAUUCCUGUAAAGAUGGACAAUGAUGGCUCGUUUUCAUUUUGUUGUAAAUCACUUUUCUUCUGAUGUCUUACAGUAAGCAGCUGAGGCCAACACGUGGGGUGCCAAAUGUAAUGUAAUGGCCUACCUGUACUUAUACUGUAUAGACCUGAGAAUGUGUACUUUCCUUCAUGGCAGGUGCCAUCCUGUUUAUGGUCAGAACACGACUGGUUUAGUCCUGGUUCACCUUUCCAAGAAGAAGUACUGGAACGAGCAAUAUCCUUCCUUAAGACUGAUUUUUUUUUGUUUUCUUUUCUUUUUUCCCCCCUUUUUUUUCUUUUUAGACGAGAUGAACAUGGUGUGUAUGUAACCUUCAUCAGUUCUGAAUAUCACAAUCGCCUCUCUGUACCCUGAACUGCUACAGUUUAAGUAGUUCGAUAACGUAUAUCACCCUCAAUUGGUUUACGGUAACAUUCACCCUCCAUCCGUUUGAAAGGAAUAUACUGGCUCACAGGGGUACUGCUAGAAAUCGUUGAACCCCCUGAAAGAAGCUAAUUUCGGGCCCCAGCCCGCCUCAAUCACAUCACAGUAACCCUGUGGGGCCCUCGGAUGCUCUGGGCCCCCAAAAUGUCUUGAUCUGCCUUAGCGGCGGCCCUGCUAGCUCAUAAGUUUAACAAUGAACUUGCAAAGUGCGCACAGUUGUACAUCAUAAUGGUAAGAAGCGAGUGUUUAAAGAAAAUCUUAUGUACGUAAACAUGAGAAAGAUGUAACAGGUUGGCACACAACAGAUGUUAUUCAUUGCUUAUAACUUAAAUUGGUUUUAAGCAUUUUGUUUUUUGUUUGUGAUUAGGAAUGCAUGAAGCCUUACCUGUGUACACUGCUGAUUGAGUUGAAUGGUGCUGUUUAUUUGAAUAUAAGAUGCGUAUUAAUUUUACAAACCUUUGUGAACUGGUUUGUAGUGCUUUGUGCCUCCCUCACAUCAGGUUUUUAGUUUGUAUGUAGAUGCAGAAAGGUGGCCAGGAAGUGAUUUGCCAAACGUGAAAUGUCAUAAUAUGACAAGCCAACACAAUCAGCCGCAACUCAAUCAAAAGUGUGUGUUUUUAAAUGACCCACUGUCUGUUGUACCUCUGUUUUUUUCUGUUAUGAUUUAAUCUUGUAUAUAAUGUAGAUACAUUUUUGUAAUUUUAUAAUUUGACAAAAUUAUCUGUCCUCCCCUGGAAGAGACUGUUCAGAGGGUUGAUUUCAUAGGCAGCACAGAGUGCAAACAUUUUAAAAUGUUAAGUAAAAAUAACUGACAUGUGAUAUGAAAGCACACUUUAAUGAUAAUAAUAAUAAAAAAAUGUUGCAUAUCUGAGAUGGUAUUAAGGACCUAUAUAUUGCAUAGCAUUGAUGUGGGUAUGAGUUGAUCACUUAAUGUUGGUCUGCAUUGGCACACACUAUUAACACCUAUAGGUAGCUCCCAGAAGCAAUAGCCAUCUGUGUGGGAGUAUAGGUAAUAGACUAUCUAGAAUAUCAUUUACUCUUAUGCAAUGCCUCAUGUAAAAGAAAACUUGUUUCAAAUGCUCCUCUGUCCAUGUAAACCACCAGUAAUGGUAAGAAUCUAUUUUUGUGACCUACACCCUAAGUUCUCUGACUUUGGAUUGACUCCUUAUGUUGAUGGUAAAUGUUCAAUUUAUAGCAAAUUCAGUGCUUUAUUUAUUUAUUUUCAUGUUUAAUCACAGCUUUAGCACACAAAUAAAAUGUUUGUUUUAAUA
Engraulis encrasicolus (European anchovy) is the source of this 5470-nucleotide messenger RNA. RefSeq names its product protein MTSS 1-like. NCBI's taxonomy places the organism in Eukaryota, Metazoa, Chordata, Actinopteri, Clupeiformes, Engraulidae. Gene Ontology annotation, molecular function: actin binding; phospholipid binding. Gene Ontology annotation, biological process: plasma membrane organization; adherens junction maintenance; positive regulation of actin filament bundle assembly. The record is from RefSeq and is a predicted model, not a curated record. The transcript has 15 exons. Bases 502 to 3087 code for a protein of 861 amino acids. Gene Ontology annotation, cellular component: actin cytoskeleton; cytoplasmic side of plasma membrane.